This is a messenger RNA of Microtus ochrogaster (prairie vole), 1416 nucleotides long. RefSeq names its product proline-serine-threonine phosphatase interacting protein 2 (gene Pstpip2). Gene Ontology annotation, molecular function: actin filament binding. Gene Ontology annotation, cellular component: plasma membrane; actin filament; cytoplasm. Lineage: Eukaryota; Metazoa; Chordata; Mammalia; Rodentia; Cricetidae. Gene Ontology annotation, biological process: actin filament polymerization. The record is from RefSeq and is a predicted model, not a curated record.
GACGGUCGCAGUUCCCGGCGUGAUUCGGCCCGCUGUCCUCCGCCGCCACCCGCUGUCCUCCGCCGCCACCCGCUGUCCUCCGCCGCCACCCGCUGUCCUCCGCCACCACCCGCUGUCCUCCGCGUCCAGCCCUCGGCGCCGGCAUGACGGGCUCGCUGUUCAAGGCAAACUUCUGGAACACGGACUUUCUCAGCACUAUCGGCUAUGACAGCAUCAUCCAGCACCUGAACAAUGGCCGCAAGAACUGCAAGGAAUUUGAGGAUUUUUUAAAAGAACGGGCAGCAAUUGAAGAGAAAUACGGCAAAGACCUGUUGAAUCUCUCCAGGAAGAAGCCAUGUGGACAGUCCGAGAUCAAUACAUUGAAGAGAGCCCUCGACGUCUUUAAGCAGCAGGUAGACAAUGUAGCCCAGUGUCACAUCCAGCUUGCGCAGACUCUAAGAGAAGAGGCCAAGAGGAUGGAAGAAUUCAGGGAAAAGCAAAAGCUACAGCGGAAAAAGACAGAAACUAUAAUGGAUGCUCUCCACAAACAGAAGAUCACAUACUACAAGAAGACCAUGGAUGCCAAGAAGACUUACGAGCAGAAGUGCCGGGACAAGGAUGAGGCGGAGCAGGCUGUCCAGCGCAAUGCCAAUGCGGCCAACCCGAAGCAACAAGAGAAGCUUUUUGUGAAACUGGCAACUUCAAAGACCGCAGUAGAGGAUUCAGAUAAAACCUACAUGCAGCACAUCAACACGCUGGAGAAGGUCCGAGAAGACUGGCAGAGCGAGCACAUUAAGGCCUGCGAGGUGUUUGAGGCUCAAGAAUGUGAGCGUAUCAACUUCUUCCGGAAUGCGUUGUGGUUACAUCUGAAUCAGCUGUCACAGCAGUGUGUCACUGAUGAUGAAAUGUAUGAACAAGUCCGUAAGAGUUUGGAACUGUGCAGCAUUGAAAAGGAUAUUCAAUAUUUUGUGAACCAGCGUAAAACUGGACAUACCCCGCCAGCACCCAUCAUGUAUGAGAAUUUCUACUCUUCUCAGCGGAAUGCAGCCCCACAAGGAAAGACUACAGGGCCCAAUGUAGCAAGGAGAGGACCUCUCCCAGUUCCUAAACAUCUACCAGAAGACCCAGAUUACUCCUUGGUGGAGGACUACACUUUGCUCUAUCAGUAGCGCCAGCGGUGAAAAGAAAGCUUUCUCCACUUACUGCUUCUAUGGCGUGAAAAGAGGCCCUGAGAGCAGCACAGUUCAUAACCAGAUUGUGUCAAUCAUGAAGACUUGGAUGUGAACUCUUCUUGAAAAUUUUUUGAUGUUUUAAAUUUAUAGUAGACAUUGACUCAACCUAGCCAAGUAGAGGUCUGCAGAGUUCUUUUUUUUUCUUCUCAGAAAGUUUACAUAGUGCCCCAGAAGGAAGAAUUAUUAUUUCUUGUUUAGUUGCUAA